Molecule: messenger RNA, 4650 nt
Organism: Purpureocillium lilacinum
Lineage: Eukaryota; Fungi; Ascomycota; Sordariomycetes; Hypocreales; Ophiocordycipitaceae
Biological process (GO): amino acid biosynthetic process; sulfate assimilation
Cellular component (GO): sulfite reductase complex (NADPH)
Molecular function (GO): sulfite reductase (ferredoxin) activity; 4 iron, 4 sulfur cluster binding; heme binding
Source: RefSeq, a predicted model, not a curated record
AUGGCUUUUCUCUUCAGGUCAAGCAACCCGCCACCAGGAGACGGCACCAUGGAGGCUUCAUCCUCGCACCGAGUUGGCACGCCUGAAGAGGCUGUUGCCAGAAUUGCCUACCUUUCCAGCGAUGUCAUCGUCUCGGUGCAGCCGUCGCUUGCGCUCGACUCCGAGUUCUCGACGCACCUGAAGCGAUACGCAGCUCGCAAGGACCACGGCUUGGUUGCCGCCACCCCGGACGCUGUCCCCGAUAUCCAGCCGGUUCGACACAAUGCUGACCCGCUGCUCUCCGUUUUCGCCCCCAUCCGCUCUGGGAAGCUCGUCUCCGUCACCACCGCUUCCACGAUUCUUCUUCCCGCCAUCUCUCACCUGUACAAGCUGGCGAACUACCCCGUCGUCCUCCAUGUGUCUCUCCAGCCUCGCAGCCGUGCUGAUUACUCGGCCAUUACCGCCAUUCGAAACUCGGGAUGGACGUUUUUGCAGUCAGAAACCCUGCAGGAGGCGCAGGACAUGGCCAUCACGGCCCAUGCGCUGGCUGUGAGAACGGGAAAGGGUGUUGUGCACUUCUUCGCCCCCGAGACCUCGGCCCACGACGAGCCCAUAGCCGCGGAGGACGCUGCCAUUGUUCGGGACAUUCUCGACAUUGAGAGCGUGAGGCGCUUUCAGUCUGGCGGAAUCUCCGCGACAGGAAUUUACGCUGAUGAUGGCCACGUUGCCGUCUCCUCUGAUCACCCGGAAGCGACCUUGAACGGCGGCUCAUCGAAGAACGUGGGGCUUCAGCCUCCCACUAGCGCCGAUGCCUCCAAAGCUACAUCCACUGGCACGUCGGUCAAGUCUAGCGAGGCCAGUGAGUCCUCCACGCCUGUUGCACCGUCUUCUGUCGCUACGACGGUAGAGGCUGUGCCGCCUCAGGUCACUUCAGAGGAUAUCUAUACCUGCGCGACUCGGAUCUGGUCCCAUAUCAAGACCGCGCUGGGACGACAGUACAACGCCUUCGAAUACACGGGACCUUCCAAUGCCCAGAACUGCCUCUUCAUUUUCGGUUCCGACACCGGCUCGUUUGCCGAGGCUGUCGACCACGCGAAGCCGGAUGAUGUCUUCGCCAACGUCGGCAUUCUGACGCCCCGCCUGUAUCGACCGUGGAUUGGCUCCAAGCUGGUCCAGGUCGUUCCUCAGUCUGUCAAGCGGAUCGCGGUCUUGGAGCAGAUCCAGCGUGCCACGACUAAAUGGGGCCCGCUUCUCAUCGACGUACUGUCGUCUGUCAACCGUGGCCCAGGUGGCGUCGAGGCCAUUGUUGGAUAUCAGCUGGGUUAUAUUGCACCGGAGACUACCACCCAGGCUCUCAGGGGAGUCGUGCAGAACCUCACCGCAGAGAAGCCCGUUCAGAACCUCGAAGUUGGUGUGAAAGAUGUUCCACAGCAGGCGCCCGAGUACAGCCUGCAAUCUCCCCAGCUCGAGACUGCCUACUCCAAGAUUCUGGACCAGCUGUUUGGGAGCCGGACGUACAUUGCAAACGCCCUCAAGGCCCAGAAUGCCGGAGUUUCUGCUACGGCCUCUGCGAGCCCCGAGUUUGGCUUUGGCUCUCUGCUGGCCCGCAAGGAACACCGCCAGCGCUUCGUGAACCAGGUCAAGGAAGCUGCGAGCAAUGGGUCGUUUAAGACGGAGGAACCCAAGAGUUGGCUGGCGCGUUGGGCAGUGAAUGCCGAUGACCAGGCAAAGUCUGGCGAGAUUGCCGACGAACUCAUCUCUCGUCUCCAAGCGGACGGAUCUGACGCCGCUCAAACCCUGUUGUCAAAGAGCAACUUGUUCCGCAAGGAGUCCCUGUGGCUGACUGGAUCCGACGCGUGGGCUUACGAUCUCGGAAACUCGGGGGUGCAUCACGUCCUCGCUUCUGGCGAGAAUGUCAACAUGCUCAUCAUCGACUCCACCCCAUACUCCGAAAAGGCUGUAGCCGACGCAAACCGGCGAAAGAAGGAUAUUGGCCUGUAUGCCAUGAACUUUGGAAAUGCCUAUGUGGCAUCCACAGCCGUCUACAGCUCGUACACCCAGGUGCUACAGGCGAUGCUCGAGGCCGACAAGUUCAACGGCCCCUCGGUCGUCUUGGCUUACCUGCCUUAUUUCGGCGAGACCGACUCCCCUUUGACCGUCCUUCAGGAGACAAAGAAGGCCGUCGAUGCCGGCUACUGGCCGCUAUAUAGAUGGAACCCCGACAAUGAGCAGAAGGGCGAGCCCAACUUCUCGCUCGAUUCCGAGCUUAUCAAGCAGGAGCUGAAGACUUUCUUGGCGAGGGACAACCAGCUUACGCAAUUGAUGCGGAAGGAGCCCAAGUUUGCUGCUAGUCUUGCACAAGACUUUGGCACCGAGGUCCGAGCCCAGCAGAAGAGGAAAGCCAAGGACGCCUACAACCAGCUCUUGGAAGGUCUCCUGGGAGCUCCUCUGACCAUUCUAUUUGCGUCAGAUAACGGAAACGCCGCGAGCAUAUCGAAGCGGCUCGGGAACAGGGGCAGAGCCCGUGGUCUGAAGACCACUGUCAUGGCCAUGGAGGACUACCCUCUCGAGGACCUGCCCAGCGAAGAGAACAUUGUCUUUGUGACCUCGACUGCCGGUCAGGGCGAGUUCCCUCAGAAUGGGCUGCCGUUCUGGGACGCUAUCAAGGACAACACCGACCUUGAUCUCGCAACAGUGAACUUCUCCGUGUUUGGACUGGGUGACAGCCAUUACUGGCCACGCAAGGAGGAUAGGAUCUACUACAACAAGCCGGCCAAAGACCUCGAUCGAGUCCUAGGAAACCUUGGUGGCAAGCGUUUUGCGGACGUUGGCCUCGGCGACGAUCAAGAUCCCGAUGGCUUUCAAACCGGUUACCAGGAAUGGGAACCCAAGGUCUGGCAGGCCCUCGGCGUGGAAAAGGUCGACGGGCUUCCGGAGGAACCACCGCCAAUUACCAACGAGGAUAUCAAGCUUGCGUCAAACUACCUUCGCGGUACAAUCGUGGAGGGACUGAACGAUCCGACUACUGCAGCGAUUUCCGCGUCGGACCAGCAGCUGACCAAGUUCCACGGCACGUACAUGCAGGACGAUCGCGACGUCCGUGAUGAGAGAAAAGCUCAGGGCCUGGAGCCUGCUUACUCGUUCAUGAUCCGGUGCAGACUUCCUGGUGGCGUUUCCACCCCUAAGCAGUGGGUGCAGAUGGACGACAUCAGCAAUGCUCUGGGCAACGAGACCAUGAAGCUCACGACCAGACAAACCUUCCAGUUCCACGGCGUGGUCAAGGGGAAGCUCAAGCCCGCAAUGCAAGCCAUCAACCAGGCGCUCAUGACGACGAUCGCUGCUUGCGGUGACGUUAACCGAAAUGUCAUGUGCAGCUCUCUUCCGACCCAGUCCAAGUACCACAGACAGGUCUAUGCCUGCUCGCAAAAGAUCAGCGACCACUUGCUGCCUUCCACCAGCGCCUACCACGAGAUCUGGCUGACGGAUGAGAACGAUAAGAAGACACAAGUUGCUGGCGAGGCCGUGCAGGAUUUCGAGCCCCUCUAUGGCCCGACAUACCUGCCUAGAAAGUUCAAGAUCACGAUUGCCAUUCCGCCGCACAACGACACCGACGUCUAUGCCCACGACAUUGGCUUGAUUGCCAUCAAGGGCAAGGACGGGAACCUGGAAGGCUUCAACGUUCUCGCCGGUGGUGGCAUGGGUGCUACUCAUAACAACAAGAAAACGUACCCCCAGACUGGCCGAAUGUUCGGAUACUGCACGGCCGAAGAGGUGCACAUCGCGUGUGAGAAGAUCAUGCUGGUUCAGAGGGAUCAUGGUGACCGCAAGAACCGCAAGCAUGCCCGUCUCAAGUACACCAUCGACGAUAUGGGCGUCGACGUGUUCCGUGGCAAGGUGGAGGAGCUGUGGGGGAAGAAGUUUGCCAAAGAGCGCCCCUUCGAGUUCAAGAGCAACAUUGACACCUUUGGCUGGCAAAAAGACGAGACCGGGCUGAACCACUUCACCUUCUUCAUCGAGAACGGCCGCAUCGAGGACACGCCCGAGUUCCAGAUGAAGACUGGCCUGCGCGAGAUUGCCAAGGUGCAUAAGGGCGAGUUCCGUCUGACGGGUAACCAGCAUUUGAUCCUCAGCAAUGUCAAAGACGAAGACAUGCCUGCCCUGAAGGAGCUCAUGAAGAAGUACAAGCUUGACAACGUCCAGUUCUCCGGCCUUCGCCUCAGCUCAUCAGCCUGUGUGGCUUUCCCUACCUGUGGCCUGGCCAUGGCUGAGUCCGAGCGAUAUCUGCCAGUUCUCAUUUCGAAGCUGGAAGCCUGCCUGGAGGAGAACGGGCUUCGUCAAGACUCGAUCGUCAUGCGCAUGACGGGAUGCCCCAACGGCUGCGCCCGCCCCUGGCUGGCCGAGGUGGCAUUUGUCGGCAAGGCGUACGGCGCGUACAACAUGUACCUUGGCGGUGGUUAUCACGGCCAGCGCCUGAACAAGCUUUUCCGGUCGAGCAUCAAGGAGGAUGAGAUCCUCUCCAUCAUGAAGCCGCUGCUGAAGCGUUAUGCGCUGGAGAGGCAGGAGGAUGAAAAGUUUGGAGACUUCUGCAUCCGCGCUGGCGUCAUCAAGGCGACGACAGACGGGCGGGACUUCCACGACAACGUCGCGGAAGAGGAGUCGGACGAGGAGUAG